UGGCACACACGAGGAUCGGACGAGCCGGGCAUGACACAUAUAGCCACAAAGUCGCUAUACCAUCUAGGCUUCUGUGAGUACACUCUGGGAUGAUCCCACAAUGACAAAAUCACCUAGUAAUGCGUUUCUCAGAACGUAUCCCUGUCAGUAAGCAACGCAUGACUGUAUUGAUUCUAGUAAGUGAAACUAUACUGUACAUACAUUAUUUCUACUUUCUAUAUGCUGUGUAUCAUAUAAUUCCUUAUUUUACUAUAUGUUAGUGUUUUUUUCAAGUUUUAAGUGUAAUUCGAUAUGAUUUGACAGGUUAUAGGCUUAGAACAAGAAGGUACAGAAACUGGAUGGAUUUAAUAGGUUAUUUUUUGUUUUUAGGAACAAUUCUUACCAUAUAAAUUAACACUAUUCAUCAUUUAUGAUGUUGGUGGGCUGGGGAUGGUGUCCCCAUCCUUAAAUUUCUCAAAUUUUCCCAGCCUAUGAUUGGAUUUGCAUUCGUGUGGUGGCUCAUUAUGGACUGGACCACAUUUUCGUUGCUGUGGUUCUCCCAAAUGUCCAGCGAUUGAGAAACCCAGGUUUUGGGGAUCAGCAGAAAGGGUGGUAAUGAGUUUAACUUGUGGCUGUGCCUCUGGUGGCUUAUUAGUGAAUAAGAAAGUGAACUGAUUGUGUUCAGGUCAACAGCACGAGACAAGGCCACUUUGUCUGGUUUGGGGAUCACCCACAUAGUGAAUGGCGCAGAUGGACGCAUCCGCUCCCCCGUCUCUCUCUACAAUGAUAUGGCCAUCACUUGUUAUGGGGUUCAAGCUGCCGACCAUCCAAGUUUCGACCUUAGCCCAUUCUUCUACCCAACAGCUGCAUUCAUCCAGACUGCACUGUCCCAGAAAGGAAGGGUGUUGGUGCACUGUGCUAUGGGGGUGAGCCGGUCAGCCACCCUGGUGCUGGCGUAUCUCAUGAUCCGCGAAAGGCUCCCCCUGCUGGAGGCCAUCUGCACUGUCAAGAAGCACCGGCACAUUUGCCCGAAUUCUGGCUUUCUGGAGCAACUCAGGCAUCUCGACAUGGUCCUGGAGCAGGAGAGAGCGACUCAAAAGGAAGGAGUUCGCCCGUCAUCCAGAGUGCAAGAUGCCAUCCAGUUCUGAUCAAUGGAGCCUACUGUGGGCCAACAGGCAGCCUGAGAGUGAUGUCAACCCUAUAUGUCAGGAUGACUGAGUACCAUGGCCCAAGGUGAAUGUUUGGGUGUGUUGAACAAACCCAACAGUGCCAAUGUACUGCACAUGCUUCCCUUAAUAUGAUAAUUAAUUCAGGACGCACGACAAUACACAAAAACAGUUUAUAUAUCAGAUAUAUUUAUGCCUCUAACAAAAAGACAAACUGAACAGUGGCCGGUUAAAAAGAUGGUUUGACUGUUAAAGCAGGAGGGACUGCCGAACAAGAACAAGAACCUCUGAAUGUCAGUGUAAUAAAAGUGGCCCAGACGUAACAGAUAACAGGAAUCAAACCGGUUCUUGCAAGUUCUAAUGGAUGAUAGUUCCUGUGGAUAAUUACUAGCAAAGUUAACUUAUUGUGUUCGGGUCAAUAGCAUGAGAAAUUGACUACUCUGUCUCAUUUGAGAAUCACCCACAUAUGGAAUGCUACAGACACUAUGGUGAAGCAGCCAUCGAUUAUCGCAGGUUAGACUGCAUAACAUCCUGAUUUCAACCACAUCCACGCUGCACUGUCCCAGGAAGCUGAAAGUCUCCAAGCUCCAAGUCUUUCACACUUGAAAGUUUACAAUUAGGAUUGACCAAAGACAAUAACUGAUUGUACUGCACUGUUUCAUGCUGAUAUUUUGAUUAUUAUGAACCUACAAGAGCAUUGUGUUUAAUAUUCAAAUGUAAUCAUGUUGGUGGAAAACUUGAUUUGGUGUAGUUUAUAUCUUUGAGUGAAACCAAUCUAUGACAAAAACAUUUAAUUUGACAUUGCCAUCUGAAGAUAUUGCAUAUGGGAUGAUGUUACCUGUGCAUUAUGCCUGUUAUUACUGGGGAGAAGCACAUGAUGUCAGCGCUGAUGAGAAACCUAACUGUCAGUAAGGUUGUGGGGUGUGGGCCUCCCCCGCUGACCCUCACCAUCUGUGUCUCGUUAUGCACGAGCAGAAGGUGAGCUGCCUGACCUUGCAUCGUAGGGUAAACAUGUGGCAGAUAAAGGUGUCAUGCAAAACACCACAAAGAAGUGUACAUGCUGUUUAAUUCAUUUUUAUACAUGUAAUUAAAUAUUGUAAUACACUAACGUUAUGUGGCUUAA
Messenger RNA from Paramormyrops kingsleyae, 2268 nucleotides. The record is from RefSeq and is a predicted model, not a curated record. Lineage: Eukaryota; Metazoa; Chordata; Actinopteri; Osteoglossiformes; Mormyridae.